Messenger RNA from Tilletiaria anomala UBC 951, 2153 nucleotides. RefSeq names its product translation initiation factor eIF-3, subunit D. Gene Ontology annotation, biological process: translational initiation. Gene Ontology annotation, cellular component: cytoplasm; eukaryotic translation initiation factor 3 complex. Gene Ontology annotation, molecular function: translation initiation factor activity. Bases 127 to 1974 code for a protein of 615 amino acids. The record is from RefSeq and is a predicted model, not a curated record. NCBI's taxonomy places the organism in Eukaryota, Fungi, Basidiomycota, Exobasidiomycetes, Georgefischeriales, Tilletiariaceae. The transcript is spliced from 4 exons.
GAUCGAUCUGCAGCAGCUCACAUCUGGACUCCAAACGCAGCCUCCCCUUGCAAGGAAGACUGGGUCGUGCUCGAAAUUCUGCGACCACUGCAUCACGCAGAGGAGAGCCCAGAAUAGCAGAACAAGAUGGCAUCCUUCCUCUUGCCCAAGCUGCCAGAGACCGGCGACAAGUUCGGCCCGCCCAACGAAGAUGCAUUCUCAGCCGUCCCCGAUGAGUUCAAGGGUAUCCCCUUUGCGCCUUUUGCCAAGUCCGACAAGAUCGGCCGCAUCGCAGACUGGAACUCGCCAUCCGGCUCCGGCUACGGCGAUGACCGCAACCGGCGCGGUCAGCUAGGCAGGGGUACAACGGCGUUCGGCUCUUCUAUGGCGGGCAAUGCCUUCGCCUACCAGCACGGAGAGGACGAAGCCACAUUCUCGCUCGUCGACAACGCGCGCGCAUCCGGCCCCGGCGGCUUCGGCGGUCGAGGCGGCUUCGGUGCAGGCGGCCGCGGCGGCCGUGGCGGUGCUCGUGGAGGUCCCGGGGGGCGCGGAGGACGAGGCAGCGCGAAGCUCGGUGGUGCUGCGCCCGUCUUCUCGCCUUUUGUCGGGCGUGGUGGCUUCGGCGCUCGAGGCCGCGGCGGCUUCCGUGGUGGUCGCGGCGGCGGCAGGUUCAGGGAUUGGGACAGGCCACAGCGAACACGAGAGGCUAGUGUCGCUGUCGGGCCCGAGUGGGAACAACUCGAGGAGAUCGACUUUACGCGCCUUGGUAAACUCCACCUUGGUGUCGAAGAGGCUUCGACCAUCUCCGAGCACGGCACGCUAUAUGGAUACGACCGCACCUUCGACAGGAUCAACUCGGUCCGCUUGGAAAAGCCGCUGCAACCCCUGGACCGGAUCCGUUACAACAUCACCACCUCAGACGACCCCAUCAUACAGCGCAUCGCAUCCGAGCCAGCACAAGCUAGCGAGGAUGGAGUCAAACCGACGAGGAUCUACAUCACCGACUCGAUCCUCGCUUUGCUCAUGUGUCUGCCUCGCGCCGUGUACCCGUGGGAUAUCACCAUCACGUCGCAAGACGGCACGGUCUUCUUUGACAAGCGCGAUGGCGGUGCGUUCGACUUUGUCACGGUCAACGAGAACGCUGCCGAUCCGCCACUUGAACCGACGGAGCUCAAGGACGACAAGGACACCCACCCGGCCAACAGAGACGCAGCCGCAGCCGCGGCAGCCAAGGCGGACCCGAUCAACACCCCUUCGUCGCUCUCGCUCGAGGCUACGUACAUCCUGCAAAACUUUUCUUUCCUCGUCGUCAAAGAGGAGCAGAAGCAUACGCUGGUUGAUGGCGAGAACCCGUUCUACAGCCCAGAGGAGACGGACCCGCUGGCUUCGUGCGGAUAUCGUUACCGCCGAUUCAACAUCUCCUCCGCCGAGAACGACCCUAUCGAGCUCGUCGUCAGGACUGAGGUGGACGCGUUUCUGCCCGGCGCGACUGCUUCUGCGCCGCAGCAACUGGUCACAAUCAAGACGCUGAAUGAGUUUGACUCCAAGUCGCAGGGCGCUGGCGGCGCGCCAGACUGGCGCAGCAAGCUCGACAGCCAGCGCGGGGCGGUCGUCGCAACGGAGAUGAAGAACAACUCGUUCAAGCUCGCUCGAUUCGCCGUGCAGGCCAUCCUCGCCGGCGCGGACACGAUGAAGCUCGGCUACAUCUCUCGUGCUAGCCCCAAGGAUGCCAGCAGGCACGUCAUCCUCGCGACGCAGAGCGUCAAGCCGCGCGAGUUUGCGGCACAGAUGAAUUUGAACCUCAAAAAUGGCUGGGGAAUUGUCAGGACGAUCGUCGAUCUCGUCAGGAAGAAGGACGGUAAAUUCGUCUUGCUCAAGGACCCCAACAAGUCUGUCAUCCGCCUCUACUCGGUCCCCCUUGAUUACCCGAACCAAGAAGACGAAAUUGAGGAAGAGGAGAAGGACGCUCCAGAGUACGAUGAGGAUGACAUGUAAUUGUGGGCUACCUCGUUUGAUUCUAGCUUGUCGUGUUUAUCUUUACCUGUUCGCUGUCGUCUCGGCAUAUCCUCCGCAUCCCCGUCCGUCGAAUAUGAGGUUAGCCAACGUGGAAAUGCUUGGGCAACCUUCAUGAUCAGAAGCCCAACGGGUGCAUCGUGUGCUUCCUCCGAGUUCCU